Acanthoscelides obtectus is the source of this 375-nucleotide messenger RNA. Lineage: Eukaryota; Metazoa; Arthropoda; Insecta; Coleoptera; Chrysomelidae. The record is from the annotation of a GenBank genome assembly.
GAACUGGGGAAGGAUAUCCGGGAGGAGUUCUGGGAUCCUGAUGGCGACUUUAAGGUCACAUCAGAUGCUUUGGUGCAAUAUGUGUGCGGUAAGCGCGCAGAAGUAAUUGAAAAGAGAAGAAAGGCACUGCGGCCGCUCAAUACACAUGUAGGGGCGCUUAUGGAUGCAAUUCCGCCCUCGAAGACUCAUCUGUUCGAGGGAGAAGCAUUUACCGACCUGAUAAAACAAUUUGGGCAGUUUUUUCGGGCCUCGAGGCCAAGAUUUGAAUCUCAAAACAGAGAUGCAAGCUCCUUUCGUUCGCAUUUGGCCACGCGAAAGAUGCCACAGUCUACAAUGGCAGGAUCAAGCCAGCCGAGAUUGGAGAUCUGGCACUAA